UUAAACCUUAAUUAAUAGUUUAAAUGUACUAGUUGUGACGGGGCAUAUGUCCUGCGCACUGACUUCGAUGCGGGGGAGGGCACGCUCCAUCUGGGAUCGCCAUCAGCUGAAUGGAGUUAGCUGGUGGGCGGGUCUCAGCGGAGCGUGUCUGUUUAAAAAGAGCAGCUCGGCAGCGUGCGCGCAACCUGGAGUCGGCAUCCGUUAGGGCCGUGCUCUGCUCAUUCUGUUUUUGUUUUAUUGUUUGUUUAUUUAUUUUUGUAUUUUAACGUCCUUUACUCUGUGUCUUCCAUCGUGGUUCUCUGCUGCCUCCCUGCUACUCUCCAGCGCGGUAGGAAAAUGAAUCCUUUACAUAGUUUAAUUAUUUAAAUCACAGGAGAAAACAAACGCACAAUGCAUUCGGCAAUUAGACUGAAGCAGACGGAACGAAAUGCAGGUUCAAAUAGAUUUUCAAUUUUAUAUGUGUUGGAAAACAUGGAUCGAGAAUUGAUUAGCAGUUUGCUACGCAUGUGAACUGGCAGAGCUAUACUGGUGUUCUUUUCUGAAAAGAGACUAAUAUUGCAGAUAGCAGACUUUGGUUCAAAUUGCAUGUACUGCUAACAAUUGAUAAGAGACUUUGCAUCUACAAGCUUCUUGUCCAACAUUGACUGCAAGCUAGCAAGAUAACAAUGCUGUGGACCAGAAGGGGCCAGGCUCUAAGACUUUUGGGAAUACAAAGCAUAAAGGAGCUAAAAGGCUCCCAGGGACUGCCGUUGGACCCAAAGGUUCACAGGGAGAAUAAGAGAUAAUGCCACUGGACUCAAAGGGUCUCAGGCAAAACGGAGAGAUAGGAACAAGGAAGAUGACAAAAACCAGAUGUAUGGACCUUUUUGGGGCACCAGGGGUCUGAAGAAUGCACUGAGUUCAGAGGUCGUCACACUAGACUACACACACAGACACACACACACCACACACACACACUCACACUAAAUGAAAUAUAUGGUAACAGGAUAAUGUGUUGUACCUUUUCUAUUGGUUAAGUGUUAGAGAAAGAGGAGGUGGACCAUCUAUACAGAAGGGUAUUUAAUGUCAUGCAACAAUUGUAAGAACGAGUAUUCUGUUUGUCCUGUACCUGGGACCAGACUCCCUGCAUAUUUCAUUAAACCUAACAACUGAGUGAAGAAAAGGACUCUGUGCAUUUUCUUGAAUUUACUUACUCACCAUCUUUUUUUUUUAAGUUACAUCAAUAUGUAACUUGAAAUCUCCAACUUAAUUAAGGGUUAGUUUAAGUAGUUGAGAGCUCUCUGCAUAUCUACCACACGCUCAAACUUGCAAACAGUAUAAAAGUGUAUUGUUAAGGAGUGACGACGUCAUCACACAGGGUGACGCAGUUUAAAGGUGGAGAGACCAACACAAAGGGGCAUCACAGUCAGUGCAAACUUGUCCAAUGUAAUUAUGGUCCGCUUCACUAACUCUCCUCCCCACCGCUACCUGAUCCUCCCUCCUUCUCCUCCUCUCUGCACCUCCUGGCUUCUCCCUGCACCUCCCCACCCAUCCCUGCCUCUCCUGUCUGUCCCCUGCAGGGUGUGCUCUGAGAAGCACAGGGAGAAGUCUCGUGAAGCUGCCCGGAGUCAGGGAGAGAAGGAGAGCGAGGUCUUCACACAGCUGGCCCUGCAGCUCCCCCUACCCCUUGGCGCUGCCCAGCAGCUGGACAAGGCCUCCAUCGUGAGGCUGACCCUGAGCAACCUGUGCCUCCGAGAACUGCUGCAUACAGAGGCAGGCUGCGGUGAAGUGGACAAUGAGGUGGAGAGGACUGCACCUGUGGAGACGUCGAUCGAGGGAUUCCUGCUGCUGCUGUCCCAGGACGGGGUCAUCAUUUACACCUCAGAGGAAGUGACGAGACACACGAGCCUCAGCCAGGCAACAUCUACCAGUGUACUGCAGUCACCAGCCAGAUGGAUCUCAUUGGGCAGUGUAUUUUGAUUCAUUCAAACCUGUGACAAGGAGGAGAUGUGCAAGGCCAAUCAGGGUCGCACAGUCAACCUCAAAUCGGCUUCCUGGAAAUUUGUCAGGAUCCAGCCAAUCUGCAGGCUGUUAGUGUCGGUGUUCACCGGCAGAGGGCGACAAAGGAACCAAAAGAGCGCAAGGUGCUGUGGCAAUGGCAAAGACUGUGAGGGGGCGCUAAAGGAGCAUCCUCACAUGUUGUUCCUGUGUGGACCACACAGGGUGUGGUCUUUUUGGUACCAAGGGACAUACUACUUGGAAGACUUGCCUGUUCACCUGGAAAAGGAUUACAAACUACAUUUCCCGAUAGCCCUUGUGGAUUAUAAAGAAAGUGAACAAGUGACACUUACCUGGCGAGACUUUCUGUUCCGAGAGCAGAUUUACUGUUACCAGCAGCGACUGGAUGGAACUUGGACUGGUCUCUGUUUGCUAAAGCAAUACAUUUUUCCUUGCAACGAGGACAGCUCGUGCAAACAAUAGAGAGGGUUGAAGAAGUGAGAUUAGUGGGCAGGUUUUCUUUUGUUUUGUUUAUUUUCAAAAAUGUUCUGUUGAGUCUUUGAACUUUGUUUAAGGAAAUAAUAAAAACUGCCUUAAC
This is a messenger RNA of Acipenser ruthenus (sterlet), 2575 nucleotides long. Its product is annotated as hypoxia-inducible factor 1-alpha-like. Gene Ontology annotation, biological process: cellular response to hypoxia; regulation of transcription by RNA polymerase II. Bases 1432 to 1959 code for a protein of 175 amino acids. Gene Ontology annotation, molecular function: DNA-binding transcription factor activity, RNA polymerase II-specific; RNA polymerase II transcription regulatory region sequence-specific DNA binding; protein dimerization activity. NCBI's taxonomy places the organism in Eukaryota, Metazoa, Chordata, Actinopteri, Acipenseriformes, Acipenseridae. The transcript has 4 exons. The record is from RefSeq and is a predicted model, not a curated record.